AUCGGUUGAGCGGGAAGAUUUUCCUGCCGCUCGGUAUGCCGCUUGCCGCUGGCGCAGACGCGCCAAUCAGAGGCGUCACAUCCAGUCACGUGCGAUGCCAUGGCAACGCUUUCGCGAGAAAGUUGAGCCGCCGAGUAGUGGCGAGCCCAGGCGAGCCAGCGAACAAUCUUUCCGCCAUGAGCCUAGAAAACAACACGAGGACGAUGGAGCGCUUUAUCGAAACGGUACGGAUGUACCCGUUUCUAUACGAUAAAAAACACCCGGAGUUCAAGGAAAAAGCGGAGAAGCUGAACCGAUGGGCGAUUAUCGGCGAGGAUUUCGGUCUCACCGGAGAAGCAGCCGCGGCCAAAUUUAAGAAUGUCAGGGACCGCUGGUUGAAGAUUGUUUCCGGUGUGCAAAAACCGAGGAGCGGCUCCAGCGGAAAUGUUGGGAAAGUAAAAACAAAGUGGGUUUUAUUUGACGUGAUCAACGACGUUCUUAAGAACACGCCGCACUACGCUGAAAGGACCGCCACAAACUUGCCGGUUGAGGAAGAUAGGGACACAGAGCAGCCCUCCACAUCCAGUUCGAGUGCAGCAAGUCUUGACCACGCAGAAAGCUGUCCCCUGAGCCCUGCUAGGGUUGUUUUUGAAGCAAUGUACUCCAAUGGCCCUGCUCUCUUGCUAUCGGAGGAAAACAGCCCAAGCAUCUAUGAACACCCAGGCACGGGAGCCGAUGUAGGUCCUUCACGAUCAGCCAAGAGGCCUGCUGACCAAGUGCCAUCAUCCCGAAAAAAGAAUCAACGGGGCCAGGAUAGCUUCGAGGACUCUGUGCAGAGCGUCCUCCACAGCUGCUCGGCAACAUUGAACGCCAUCUCGCACAAGGCCGACACGCCUGUCAUUAAAAACGACUGUACGGCGGGGGCACAAUGGAUUGAAUCCAAACUGGCAUUGCUUUCACAAAAGCUAAGAUGUGAGGUAAUGCAUAAGAUCAACCAACUGCUGUAUGAGGCUGAGAUGAAGAUGUUGGAAUGAAUGCUCAAC
Molecule: messenger RNA, 1022 nt
Organism: Ixodes scapularis (black-legged tick)
Lineage: Eukaryota; Metazoa; Arthropoda; Arachnida; Ixodida; Ixodidae
Exons: 9
Coding region: 36-1013 (325 amino acids)
Biological process (GO): regulation of transcription by RNA polymerase II
Cellular component (GO): nucleus; transcription regulator complex
Source: RefSeq, a predicted model, not a curated record